AUGUCGAAACAGAAGAAUCAACCAAUGAUGAAAGUUUCUUUUAAAGUAGACGUAACCACAAAUGGAUCUCAUAAUGGUCUCCUGAUAACGACGGGUAUUCAAAAUGGAACGACCAGUAAAAUUCAAAGCUUUGGUUUUGCUGGAGCGCCACGAAUAGAAGAGAUUCAGAGUUUGGCUGGGUCUACCAUGUCUUUACCGGUACGUUCUCUGGCUUUUUGACCAUUAUUUAAUGGAUUUUGUAAGAAAUUGUGAAUUUAAAAAGCUAUUAUUAAACCUUAUCAUUUUCUAUAAAAAACCCAUUUUCAGAACGCAAUAACAGCCCGACCCCAAUCCUCAUCAGUCGGUGAUGUUAGCUAUGAACAGAAUGAACGCAGCAACAGUAGAAGUUAUGUCAAGUCAACAACACCAACCCAAUUAUCAACUUCUGUAAAUGUUAUUGAUGACCUCACUAGUCGAGAUUUUAAAUUGAAUACAUUUGAAAAACCACAAGAAUACGUACUGAAGGAUACGAACACUACCACAACUACAGUAGAAGUUUUUAGAGCGACAAACGAAGACAAUACAGACUUUUAUCAACUACCACCUCAACCUAAAGAUGAACAACAAAGAUUUACUUAUGUUCCGGCUAGAGGGCCUCCUUAUGAAAGGUUUGAAACGUAAGUAAGAAGAUAAUAAUAACGGCUAGUAUCCUUCUUUUAAAGUUUAUCCAUCCAAUGUUUAACAACAAGCAUAUCAUUCCUCCCCUAUACUAUCACAAGGUCAAAAUUAUCAGGGCAAACCUUGUAGUAACACACAGAAGCCUCAUAGUAACACUUAGAAACCAAAAAUAUAAAUUUUGUUUCAGAGCGGAAACAAAGUUCCCAUCACGAGCUGGUCGAAGUGUUAGUCCAGGAAAAACCGUUCAAUGGAAUGAGAAUCCAGAAAUCUUCGAAAUGAACUCAAAUUACAGUGAUCGAACGGAGAAAACGAUACGAGAAGAAGAGAAGAUAACUAGAACAAUAUCUCCAUCAGUGUAAGAUUUUAUAUGGAAUUUGUUACCUAAAAAGGUUUUCUUAUACUUUGAACAUUACAAAGACACCAUUUAUAAUAUUGAGGUAAUGAAAAACGUAUAUUUAUACUCCAACAAUAAAAAAGGGCAAAUUGAAAGUCUAUAUCAGAUGUAUGAAAGCCUUAAACCAUCUAUGAAAAGCCAUUUUAAGCUAAAACAAUACCAGAAAAACUAAAACUUUACUUUUCCAGGCCAUACACAGUGACUUCACCAACCCCAACAACCUCCACUCAAGUCGAAAUCCAUCGAACAUCCUCAAAAUACGACUCGACUGCCACAAUAACCCCACCAAAAGUAUACACCGAAGUCUCUACAAGUAAUGUACAGCCGUUGUACCCAAUCGAAAAUAGUGGAAUUGGCUUAAGGUAAUUUUAUGUGUAAUAUCCAGCUUUUAUUCAUUGAAAUUUCAGUGUGAUAUAACCUCAGAUUGGAAAGAUUUUAGUUUUUUUAAACUACCCUGAUAAAGAUCAAAAAUUGAUCCCAUAAAACAUAACUUAUUACCUCUUUCUUCAGCCAUACCGAGCCAAAAACCGAAUUGGACGAAGAUGGAUAUGCCACAUUAAACAGAGGUAGCCAAACCAAUCUAUCUGACCUUUAUGCUCCUAUAUUACACUAUGCAGAUCCAGAAGAUCAAGCAGCUCACUCUUCAAGAAUCAAAUCAGAAAACCCUUACGUUACGCCUAGAAUUAGUCGACCACGAUACCCUCAAAAUCGAUCACAAAAUGCACAAAAUCAAUCACAAUAUCCUCAAAAUCGACCAGUGUCAAGUGAAUACCGACCAUCAAGCAGAAAUGUGCCAAUUCAAUAUCAAGGUAGACCGUCAGACCAAACCAUCAACACAAAUUACGGCUCAAGUAGACCAUACGAUGGAGGAGAUUGGCGUGGUUACACAACUCAACCAAACAACUCGAAUUUAGUUAGCCGAGGGACAAAUCCAAUCCAACAUCCGUCCGAGCUAAAAUAUUCACCUUCAUACCUAAAACACAAUUUACAACCGUUAAAUCAACCUCUUUUACAACCAACACCAUCACAAAAACUUGACCAACAACAAUAUAAACCAUCACAAAGACCUAAUCAACAACAACAUACAACAUCACGACAGUUUGAUCAACGAAUAUCACAAAGACCCGACCUACAACAAUAUACACCAUCACAACAUCAACCUCGCUCGCUCCAUCGAACAAAACGGGCCUUUUCCGCCAGUCCAGACUAUAUUAUACCAAGCAAUCAACACAGAAGAGUAGAUAAUCAACAAGAAAUACCUCAUGAAAGGCAAAGCAGACGAAGGAGAAACGAAAAGCAAGAAGUUUUGAGAGAAUGGGAACGAGAAUUGAGUCGAUCACCAAGUCCUUGGAGGUAAAAACGUUUGCAAAUAGUUUUAAAACAUGUAGAAUAUAUUUUAAAAAGUGAAAAAAGUCAAAAUCAAGCGAAGUAACUUUGUUUCCACAAAGAAAAAACGAAGAAAAGCCAUUUUUAAGCCAAAUCUAUUCCAAUUCUCGAAACCGCGUAUAACUUGUCACCGCGCGGACCGCGCCCAGCAAAAUAACGUUAAUUUUGCCUGUUAUGUCUGAAUAGACCAGAAGCACGCCACGAAAAAUGUGGAAAUAGGUUUGGCAUUCUGCGCCUAAAAAAAUUACUUUUUUCAUGCGCAGUUUGGGCGCAAACGGGUGUUAUACGACCAAAUGUGGUCGUCAAAAAUUUUUGUUUAUUACAUUAAACACAGUAAAUUGUAUUACUUGUUUUGUCUGAUGUUGUUCCUUCUCUAUUACAACAUCUUUUUGCUUAAAAAACACUUAGUGACAUUUUAUUUUUGUUAAAUGUCUUUCCUUCGAUACAUGAAACACUUUGAUGUAUGUCGACCGAAAGGAAUAAUAUUUGACUGCAAUCUUCCCUAAAGUUUGCAUUAGCAGUCGUGAAAUAGUCUAAUCUAUCUAGUUUAACUCAUGUCUGAAUAGACCAGAAGCACGCCACGAAAAAUGUGGAAAUAGGUUUGGCAUUCUGCGCCUAAAAAAAUUACUUUUUUCAUGCGCAGUUUGGGCGCAAACGGGUGUUAUACGACCAAAUGUGGUCGUCAAAAAUUUUUGUUUAUUACAUUAAACACAGUAAAUUGUAUUACUUGUUUUGUCUGAUGUUGUUCCUUCUCUAUUACAACAUCUUUUUGCUUAAAAAACACUUAGUGACAUUUUAUUUUUGUUAAAUGUCUUUCCUUCGAUACAUGAAACACUUUGAUGUAUGUCGACCGAAAGGAAUAAUAUUUGACUGCAAUCUUCCCUAAAGUUUGCAUUAGCAGUCGUGAAAUAGUCUAAUCUAUCUAGUUUAACUCAGUUACCGCAUGGCUAACUUUUGUUUGAAAGAUACUUCAGACUUUUCAUUACCACUUCACCUGGAUCACUCAAAUGAGACUCAUCAGGACCUACAGAAUCCAUUUCAAAACUGUUUUUUGUUCUUUACUGCCUCUACACUCGUCUUCAACUCCUAAACACAAAACAAACAGGAACUAUUGACAUACCUUUAAAAUUUUUGAAGUUGAUGUUAUGAUAGUCUAAAUCAGGUGACGUUGGGCCGAUUUGGCAAACUGCUGUGAAGAUUUUGCUCCAUAUGGCCUACAAUUUCCAUAAAUACAUCAUUUCGUAGCGUUGGCAGAAAAUUCCAGCUUUUUACAAUCCAGCAAGCCGCUGUUCUCGUUAAUUCUCCAACAUAUUGAUGUAUCCUGACACAAAAAAUUUAAGUGUGACCGUAACUUUUUCCAAUUUUUUCACUAAAAGUUUCGAAAUUAUCUAAUUGACCUAAUCCAACACAGUCUUGUCUCAAUCAACUCUUACUGGAGAGAUAACUUACUUUUUGUAAUACCACAUUAGCUGCAUCACUCCCAUUUUCCUCUUCAAAACUAGCGGAUUCCACGUAAAAAAGCUAUAACUCAUUUUUAUAAGGUAAAAAAAUGUCCAGAGAAAAUUAAAAAGUAAAAAUAAGCCUUGUACAUAUCGAAUUAACACGAAAUUUAUCCUUUUUCGCAAUAUAAAACAAUAUUGCGAAAAAAAUAUUUUAUUUAUUUAUUUUUGCCGCAAAUUGGGCGCAGCUUGCCAUUGCUAUUUCCAUUUUCCUUAUAUACUUUUCGUGGCGUGCCAGAAGUAAAAAAAUACGAAAUAAAAUGAAAAAAAAUUUUAAUUUUUUAAUAUUCAAAAUUUAAAAUUUUUAAACAUUCAUUUUCAGGCCAUAUACACCAGAAAAAGUGCCAGAUCGUUACCGAUCCUUAUCCCGAGAGCCAUAUCGACUGUACGAAACUCGGGAUUGUUUAGGGAGGGUUGUUGGUCAAUUGUGA
Bursaphelenchus okinawaensis is the source of this 4367-nucleotide messenger RNA. Lineage: Eukaryota; Metazoa; Nematoda; Chromadorea; Rhabditida; Aphelenchoididae. The record is from the annotation of a GenBank genome assembly.